GUCUAGGCAAAAGAUUACUAAAAAGCCCACUUAAGCGGAAUCUCGCUAACCUUCACUAAAUUUUGUUGUGCAAUUGAUAUAUCCGAGCUGAUCAAAAUGUUAUUAUCAUCAAGACCUCGUUGCGGUGCGUACGAUAAUGAAUGUAUUCCAAAUGUAUCCAUCAAUUUUUCGUAAAACUAUUCGAAAUUCUUUAUGUGGCUAUCACCAAAAUGUGCAAUAGUGAAAAUGACAGUGACGGGGUCCCUUACUCGUUUAAAGUGUUUCGGUAUGAAAAAAUCGUACCGAAUAAAGCGUGCAAAUUGCCGUUUCCUCGGAGUGGACAUAGAAUCGGGGCGGACUCCUCGAACUUUUAUUCGUUUGGGGGCUACAACCCCCUAGUUAGGGACGUAGUGUCGCAACGUGAAGACGAAGAUGACUUUUGGAUACAGUCCUAUCCGUUGUUCCAAGAACUGUGGAAAUUUAAUUUUGCAUCCAAAGAAUGGACCAAGUUCAAGAAUAGUGAGACUCUUCCCAUGGAAUUGGCAUCAAAUGCCCUUAUUCUACAUGGAAAUAUCUUGAUGGUAUAUGUUUGUGUGUACGGUGGCACUGGAUCCCCUUUUGGAAUUCGGUGUAGCAAUCAGUUGUAUGUAUGUAAAGUAAACGAUGAGAAUGGUCCGAUGGCGGAAGUGCAGACCACUGGACAACUGCCCCUACCCUUAUAUGGACAAGCCCUUAUCUUCCACAACGAUUAUCUCUACACAAUUGGAGGUACGACGGGGUUGUCAUACACAUGUGAUAUUCACAGGUUAAAUAUUAAGACCAUGAACUGGGAAAUAGUGUAUUUAUGUAACGGUUUAGGAGAAUACGAACCAAAGGGAAGAUAUAGACACGAAGUGGGUUUCGACGGUAGAAAUAUUUACAUAUUAGGCGGCGGUACCACCGAGGAAGCGUAUGGUUUCCAGCACAUUCCCACUUUUGAUGUAGAAAAAAACGAAUGGUUUAGACAAAAAACUCUAAGAGAUAAACACCGAGGUUUUCCGGAUCCGAGGCGGUGCCACGGCGCCGUGCAAAUAGCCUGCAAAGGCGUCGUACAGAUCUUCAUUACCGGCGGCCACGACGGCGAGAACAUAUUCGACGACCUGUGGCGGUUGGACGUGCAGACCUUCCAAUGGACGUUCUUCGAUUUGUGCAGACUGCCGCGGCCCACCUACUUCCACGCCACUGCCGUCACGCCCGAAGGCAGACUGUACGUGUUCGGCGGCAACUAUAGCGUUAACGACGACGUUCGGCGCAGUAACGCCGUCUAUUCGACAUGGCUGUGUAUUCCCAAGCUGAGCGAAAUUUGCUGGGAGGCGGUUUUACAUUAUACUCCCGAUAUAAGUAGACUUAAAACUGAUGAUUUGAUCGAUAUGGGGUUACCGAGGCGGUUUGUGCAGAGGUUGGAAAAAAGCUAGUGCGACAAUAUUUACAAUAAAAUUGAAGAGUGUAAUCAAAUAAAGAACAAAAGAACGAAACGUAUCGCAGAUUUCUAUGUGAAAUACACUAAAUUAUUUGUUUCUUAUAUCUACCGAUAGGGGGGUCGAUUUAUGUUUCUCUUUUUAGGUGUCGAUUGAUUGCCAGCUGUCUUUCCAUUAAGGGCCGCCUGUUAAAAUAUUCAAUAUGUUUUAAAUGUAUUCAUCUUUUUCGACUCCGGAGAAAACUAAUAAGUAUUUUUAAAAAAUUUAAACGCAGAAUGAAAGAUUUCAUUAUUACCGAGGGCCGAAAGUCCUUUAAAAUAACCAAAAAAAUUGUUUUGAAUGAAAUAUUUGAAAUUAAAAGUCACACUAGAUUUUCUUUUAUUUUCACCCCUGUAUCUUAUUAAAAUACACAUCAUAGAAGUUUUCAGGAACUUUCUGCCCUCGGUAAUAACGUAAUCUUUAAUUCUGCGUUUAAAUUGGUAAAAUAUACUUAUUAGUGUUCUCAUGAUUCGAAAAAAAUUAAUACAUUUAAAACACAUUGAGCAUUUUGACAAGCGACAUUUUGCACCUAUGCUCUGAAGUAUGCAGAAAUGAAUAAAAUUUCUUGAAACCAUCCCUUUCUAUGUUUUUUAUUUUCACUUAUUCUUCCACAAUUUUUUUUCACUUGCUUCUUGUACUUGUAUCUCUUGGUUCGACUUUUAUAUCAUCAAUUUGUUGUUUUUCAUUAUAUAAAGUCGUUCUUUUUUAUUUUGGGUUAUAUUUGGACAGAUUCCAUAGAUUUUGUCUUUUUAUUUUGAGUUAUAAUUGAAUAUGAACUUUUAAUACCUCCCUCGUAACCUCGAUGAACAAGAGAUUACAAAAGUUGUAAAUAUAACUUUUGAGCCUUUCUCUAUCUGAUGAUUAAUUGGUUCAAUUUUAUAUUUUAUUUUUUUGCUCUUGUUUUACCUUACCAUUUCAUUAAUUGACAAUUUGUCAAUCUAUAAAUAUAUUCCUUAAAGAUUUUGUUGAUUAUGGGCUAUAUUUGAAUGCAUUCCAUGUGGUUUCUGUCUUUUGUCCGUUAGUUUUCAUAUAUAGAUUCUCCGGAACAUAUUAUUGGCUAUGAACUUUUGGUGUCUCCCACGUAUCUUCUAGAUCUGUACUACGAGGAAUAUACAAAAGUUGUGAAUACAAAAGUUGUUAGAUCGAAAAACAUCUUUUGUAUACUUAAUUUCUUAGCGUUCCUUGUAUCUGGUGAUUAUUUGGUUCAAUUAUUUUUUAUUUUGUUUUUUUUUGCUUUUGUUGUAACUUAUUAUUUCGUCAAUUGAUCUUUUGUUAUCCUAUAAAGUCGCUCUUUCUACAUUUUUAUUUAUUAUUCUCCGGAACGUGUUGUCGAAUUUGAACUUUUAGCGUUUCCCGCAUAUGUUCCAUAUCUAUGCUACGAGGGAUUUGGAAAAGUACUGUAGACAAUAAUUGUUAAAAAUUGCAAAGUGACUAUUGUAUUCUUUACUUCUUAGAGUCCCGACGUAUACGGUAAUUAAUCGCUUCGUCGUAGUACCUGUUGUCUUAACUCACCUUUUGUUCAAUUAUUUUUUUGUCACUCUAUAAGUUGUUCUUUCUAAUUUUUUUAUAUCAUCGGUUAUAUUUGAAUACAUUUCAUAUGGUUUUGCACCUUAAUGUUUGGAAUACAUUGUCCUUGGAUCAUGUUAUUCAAUAGGAACUUUAAAUUUCCCCCACGUAUGCUCGAGAUUUGUACUACGAGGGAUAUCCAAAAGUUAUGAA
Diabrotica balteata is the source of this 3194-nucleotide messenger RNA. The record is from the annotation of a GenBank genome assembly. NCBI's taxonomy places the organism in Eukaryota, Metazoa, Arthropoda, Insecta, Coleoptera, Chrysomelidae.